AUGGCAACAAAUAUUAACAUCAAUGAACUGUAUUUUGAGGCAUGUGCUUGCAUGGAACAAGGCCUUUGCUAUGAUGAAAUCAGUGAUACUGAAAAUGCACUGGCAUUUUAUGAUCGAAGUUUGUUACUCAUAAAAGAAGCGGCGAAGGGAAAGAACUACAAGAGUAGUGAUAUGUAUAAAAUAGCUAUGGAAGGUAAGGAUCGAGUGGAAGCAAGAAUUAAACAUUUAAAGGCGAAUAAGAAAAGACAGAAACAGAUCAAAGAUGUAACAUCUGACACCAAAAAAACAAAAAUGGCGAGUGAAGAGUUUUGGAAAAAGGAAUUUAAAAAGCAAAUCGAACCAGUGCACACUAUAGAGGCUGAGUUGGUAUAUUAUAUACCAAAUGGAGUGCAGCUUUUUAUCAUUGAGAAUGGAACCACUUCAGUUCCUACUGUUCCUUCUUCUCUAGAAAUUUUUCGAUUUUCCUUAGGUCAACAAAGACUGGAAACUAUCCAGAUAGAAGCAUUUAUGCAGGUGGGUCCGUGGUCAUAUCCACUGGUUCAUGGAAAGACACAAGUUUUGAAAAAUGAUUUUGGCGCAUACAUAGUGCCAAAUCCAACUCCAGGGCAUCCAGAUAUGUUUGUUGGGAUCAUGUUACCUAAAAAUUCCGACCUUAAAGAUAAGGAGGAUUUCCAUUCAAUUUUAAGACAUUAUACUGAGAUACGAACCCAGGAAUUAUCUCUCCAAAUGAGUAAAGAAGAAAGACAGUAUCUUAGUCAGAAAAUUGGCGAUUUUUUGGUAAGAGGUGGUGAUUACCUGGCGACAAAUAUAAACUGUGUUGCCCAGAAAACAUCCAGAAUUGUGUCUGACAAAUCAGCACGAAUUCGCUCUUCACUUGUAUCAGAUCAAGAACCAAUGCAAAUAAAUGCAAGCAUUAGAUUCGGUAUACAUUAUGUCCACAAGGGUAGCAAAAUGGUCGCGAAGUGCACAAAAUAUUUAUUGGAUAAAGUUGGAGAUAUGGGUAUAUCAGUUGGAAAGAGUUUAGCGUCUAGUGCAGAGAAACACGUUGCUGGUAGUGAAACUGGUAUUGUUCAUGGCACAGUUUAUGUACUGGGGAGUGGUAUCACCAGUGCAAGCACAGUAUAG
Messenger RNA from Brugia pahangi, 1125 nucleotides. Lineage: Eukaryota; Metazoa; Nematoda; Chromadorea; Rhabditida; Onchocercidae. The record is from the annotation of a GenBank genome assembly.